Angiostrongylus costaricensis is the source of this 810-nucleotide messenger RNA. The record is from the annotation of a GenBank genome assembly. Lineage: Eukaryota; Metazoa; Nematoda; Chromadorea; Rhabditida; Metastrongylidae.
AUGCACUGGUCUGCUACAUUUGGCUUUAUAGUUUCUACUAUUGAAAUCACGUUGGCCAUCCAUCAAAAUAAGCACCACGGUCACUCGUAUCACUCGAAAGUAGCUGCACAUCCAGUGAAGGCGUACCAGACUUACUAUCCAUCGGCACCAUCAUACCACUACACUAAUCAGCCAACCCAUCACUACUGCAACAUACCUCCAGAUCUAUGGUUGUUUAUCAGUUCGUUUAUAGCGAUUUUACUCUUAAAAAACAAAAGCAAGGAGUACUGGGGAGGACAGAAGUCUAGGUGCGACAGUCCUCAGGCGGCUCAACAAUGUGGUGUACAACAUCAGUGUGACGCGCUGCGCUUUCAUAAACGAAAACCUAUCAAGCUCACCGUCAUCUACGAGGCCCUCUGCCCUUAUUGUCAAAAGUUCAUCUCAAACCAACUUGGCGGGAUGUAUCAACAGCACAAGGACCAUCUCGAGCUAGAAUUGAUCCCAUGGGGAAACUCUCGGAUUCUCAGGGAUGGUUCGUUCUCGUGUAAUCACGGAAAGAAGGAGUGUGAUGCCAAUCGACUGCACUCAUGCGUGAUUGACGUGCUGAAGUCCUCCGGAGCGCUGCCGUUCAUCGUGUGUUUCGAGCGAAUUGUUCAUCACAACACCGUCGAUCAGGCGAUGCAUUUCUGCUCUGCAUUCAUUCGCAAUCAGUAUCGGCAAAUAAGAAAAUGCUACGAUGGUGAAAGGGGCAUCCAACUUCAGCGAAUGGCCGCACACAAGACAAUGACUACGAAACCUCACCCAAUUCUCGAGGUGGGACCGUUGCUAUGA